AUGAGAAACCACCAUAUAAAGCUUGUUUUACCAUUUUUUUCUCUUGUUACAGUGGUUUUUAGUGCCACUGACCCCAAUGACUUUGCAAUUCUCAAAGCAUUCAAAGAAGGGUUGGAGAACCCUGAACUUUUGGAGUGGCCCGCUAAUGGUGAUGACCCGUGUGGUCAAUCGUGGAAACAUGUUUUCUGUUCUGGUUCAAGGAUCACACAAAUUCAGGUUCAGAAUAUGAGCUUGAAAGGUAAUCUGCCUCCAAACCUCAACCAGCUUACAAAACUCCAAAGGUUAGGCCUUCAAAGGAACCAAUUCACUGGAGCUUUACCAUCCUUCAGCGGGUUAUCGGAGCUACUGAAUGCUUAUUUGGAUUUCAAUCAGUUCGAUUCAAUUCCUUCUGAUGGUUUUGAUGGUUUAGUGAGCUUGCAAGUCUUGGCAUUGGAUAACAAUAAUUUCAAUGCCAGUACAGGGUGGUCAUUCCCUCCGGGGUUGCAAGAUUCUGCACAAUUGACCAAUCUUUCUUGUAUGUUUUGUAAUUUGGCUGGUCCCUUGCCUGAUUUUCUAGGGAACUUGUCAUCUCUACAGAACUUGAAACUUUCAGGCAAUAAUUUAUCUGGUGAGAUUCCUUCAAGCUUCAAAGGAGGCAUGUCUUUACAGAAUCUGUGGUUAAAUGAUCAGAAUGGAGGUGGGUUGAGUGGCACUAUUGAUGUGGUGACAACAAUGGAUUCAGUUAAUGUUCUAUGGCUUCAUGGGAACCAGUUCACAGGUACAAUUCCGGAGAGCAUUGGCAACUUGACUGUUUUGCAGGAUCUCAAUCUUAACGGUAACCAACUGGUUGGAUUCAUUCCUGAUAGCCUGGCAAAAAUGCCAUUAGAGCAUUUAGAUUUGAACAACAAUCAGUUAAUGGGUCCAAUUCCAAAAUUUAAAGCAACUGAAGUGUCGUAUUCUUCAAAUGCAUUCUGUCAAUCCACUCCAGUUGUCCCUUGUGCACCGGAAGUUAUGGCACUCCUAGAGUUUCUUGGUUCGUUGAAAUACCCUUCAAGACUAGUUUCUUCAUGGACUGCUAAUAACCCAUGUCCAUGGCUGGGAUUGGCUUGUGAUCGCAACGGUAAGGUUAAUUCCAUUGUUUUGCCUAACUAUAAUCUUAGUGGUACCUUGAGUCGUUCAGUUGCAAAGCUAGGUUCCCUUCUUCAAAUUAAACUUGGGAGUAACAAUCUAAGCGGUCCAAUUCCAGAUAACUGGACUAGCUUGACAUCUUUGAAAACAUUAGAUCUUAGUGCCAACAACAUUUCCCCUCCAUUACCAAAAUUUGGUGACACAGUGAAUGUUGUCAUUUCGGGCAAUCCUCUAUUUAAUGGCGGUAGCCCGUCCAAUCCAAACCCCUCUCCCGGAUCCGGAAGUUCAGAUUCUCCACCCAGCAACCCCUCAUCACCGACCAAAGGCACAGUUUCUAGUCCCGGGUAUUCUUCAGAACCAAUGAAACCCAAACGGUCCACGUUAGUUGCAAUUAUAGCUCCUGUUGCAAGUGUUGCAGUUAUUGCUAUUCUGGUCAUUCCACUAUCUAUCUAUUGUUACAAGAAGAGGAAAGAGACCUCCCAGGCUCCAAGUUCCCUUGUCAUUCAUCCAAGAGAUCCAUCUGAUUCAGACAACACAGUUAAGAUUGUGGUUGCCAAUAACACCAAUGGAAGCGCUUCUACAAGAACAGGAAGUGGUUCUGCAAGCAGAAAUAGUAGUGGCAUUGGCGAGUCUCAUGUCAUUGAAGCAGGAAACUUGGUCAUAUCAGUUCAAGUUCUUCGAAAUGUGACUAAGAAUUUUGCCUCGGAGAAUGAGCUUGGCCGUGGUGGCUUUGGGGUGGUUUAUAAAGGAGAACUUGAUGAUGGAACAAAAAUAGCAGUUAAAAGAAUGGAGGCUGGUGUGAUUAGCAGCAAAGCGUUGGAUGAAUUCCAGGCUGAGAUUGCAGUUCUUUCAAAGGUACGGCACCGUCAUUUGGUUUCACUUUUGGGUUACUCUAUUGAAGGCUAUGAAAGAAUCCUUGUUUACGAGUACAUGCCUCAAGGAGCUCUAAGCAAGCAUCUUUUCCACUGGAAGAGCUGGAAGUUGGAGCCUCUUUCUUGGAAGAGGAGGCUAAAUAUUGCAUUGGAUGUUGCUAGAGGAAUGGAAUAUCUUCAUAAUUUGGCUCACCAGAGCUUCAUACAUAGAGAUCUUAAAUCUUCAAACAUCUUACUUGCCGAUGAUUUCAGAGCAAAAGUUUCCGAUUUUGGAUUGGUGAAACUUGCUCCUGAUGGAGAGAAAUCUGUGGUGACCAGGCUUGCUGGGACCUUUGGAUACUUGGCACCUGAAUAUGCUGUGACGGGAAAAAUCACAACAAAGGUCGAUGUCUUUAGUUUUGGGGUUGUGUUAAUGGAGCUAUUGACUGGAUUGAUGGCACUCGACGAGGACAGGCCGGAGGAAAGCCAGUACUUGGCUGCAUGGUUUUGGCGAAUCAAAUCAGAUAAGCAGAAACUCAGGGCUGCUAUUGACCCAGUGCUUGAUGUGAAAGACGAAACAUUUGAGAGUAUUUCCAUCAUUGCUGAACUGGCUGGGCACUGCACGGCGAGGGAGCCCAACCAAAGACCGGAUAUGGGCCAUGCUGUGAAUGUGCUGGCCUCACUGGUCGAGAAAUGGAAACCUUUGGAUGAUGAUACUGAAGAAUAUUGUGGCAUUGAUUACAGCCUCCCUCUUAACCAGAUGGUGAAAGGCUGGCAGGAAGCCGAAGGAAAGGACUUGAGUUAUGCGAACUUAGAAGACAGCAAAAGUAGCAUCCCAGCAAGGCCUGCUGGUUUUGCAGAGUCUUUCACUUCUGUUGAUGGGCGGUAG
Molecule: messenger RNA, 2847 nt
Organism: Dovyalis caffra
Lineage: Eukaryota; Viridiplantae; Streptophyta; Magnoliopsida; Malpighiales; Salicaceae
Source: the annotation of a GenBank genome assembly